Messenger RNA from Botrytis fragariae, 2478 nucleotides. RefSeq lists its product as uncharacterized. The transcript has 9 exons. Lineage: Eukaryota; Fungi; Ascomycota; Leotiomycetes; Helotiales; Sclerotiniaceae. Bases 1 to 2478 code for a protein of 825 amino acids. Gene Ontology annotation, molecular function: sucrose:proton symporter activity. Gene Ontology annotation, cellular component: membrane. The record is from RefSeq and is a predicted model, not a curated record.
AUGCCUCAUCACUACGAACAAGUUAGAUCAUCAACUACAGCGAUUCGGAGAUGGAGAGAAGAUGAAGAAGUUCCAAGUCGUGGCAAGCUGUAUUUGCUCUGCCUUACAAUAUGUAUAGGAGGACUCCAGGUUGUUUGGGCAACAGUAAUGGCCCAGGGAUCUAGCUAUCUCAUUUCCCUUGACUUACGCCCCUCCAUAGUAUCUCUGGUAUGGCUAGCAGGGCCAAUCUGUGGCUCUCUGCUCCAACCAUACAUAGCGUACAAAAGUGACUAUUGUACACAUAAAUGGGGACGAAGAAGACCCUUUAUGAUAUACGGUACAAUCGCUACAAUAGCCUGUAUUAACGCUCUUUCCUGGACAAGCGAAGCCGUUCGAUCAAUCUGCAAUCUCUUAGGAGUGUCAGAUCAUGGUUUUGGUGCAAAGUUCGUCAUUCAGGUACUCGCAGUUGUGGGGGUAUGGCUACUGAAUGUCGCCAUUCAACCUGUUCAGGCGAGUAUCAGGGCGUUGAUUGUGGAUGCAUGUCCAGGUUCUCAAGCAGCUAAAGCAAAUUCCUUUGCAAGUAUUGCAGUCAUCAUUGGAAGUGCAAUCGGAUAUGGUUGUGCUUUUAUUGAAAUGCCUAAAGGACCUACUUGGUUGACCAAUCCUCAAUUCAAGGGUCUCUGCUUCAUUGCCUCUAUUUCUCUCGGUGUCACUGUCACUAUCACAUCUGUGAUGAUCGAAGAGAAGGCGGUAAAUAUUGACAAUGAUGGAUCCGAGAAAUCAGGGCUCCGAAAAAUAUGGGUAGAGAUAUAUAGAGCGAUUAGAACACUGCCCCCGACGAUCAAAAUGAUUAUGGCAGUCCAGUUCUGCGCUUGGCUGGCUUGGUUCCCAUUCCUUUUCAAUAUUGUAUUAUUUCUAAGUAGGCUUUAUGAAGUUCAAACACUUUCUGAAAAAAUGGGUCCACCCUCGACCAAAUUUUAUAACGGCCUUCGACAGCAGUCGAUUCGACAUGCUACGUUGGCAAUGCUAGUAUUCUCAAUGGUGGCACUCGUUACUAACCUUUGCUUGCCCUAUCUCGUCGUCGAUGCGGAUUCUUCAUCUACCUCAGAACUAGAGUGGCAGAAGGAAGAGCGGCCCACAGGUGCAAAAUCUGGCAUCUUCGUGGUAUUGCGAAAAAAACUUGUUAACCGACUAACACUUCCCCGAGUGUGGAUGAUAUCACACAUAAUCAUGGCUUUCGCACUGUUUGGAGUAACUUUUGGAGGAGACGGUUUCAUGACAAGUGUAUUAUUUGUCUCACUAUUGGGCUUUUCUUGGACACUUACCCAAUGGGCCCCCUUUGCCAUGAUUGCCGCCGAGAUAGCUUCUUCUUCUAUACCAGACUUGAAAAGCCUGGAAACAGACACAGAGGAUCAAUCCGAUAGUCCAGAGAGUGUAGCCGACCUGAGACCGAGGGCCGGCAUAACGAUGGCUAUACACAACAUUGCCAUUGCGACACCACAGAUGCUGUCAGCUAUAGUGGGAGCUCUAAUCUAUUGGGCCAUUAUCUGGUUACCUAGCUUAUACGAAAGUAGUCUGUGUAGAAACUUCCAAUCCACCACCACUCCACAGACUUCUGAAAUUUCAAUCCCGACUUGGAUAUUGCUUGCUUGCAUGCUUUGGAGGGGAGAUUCACGUCCCACAUGUCCCGAUUCUGAAUGUCCGAUUUUCCGCUCGUCACUUCAAAGCAUGGCUCGUUUCGAAGAUGUAGUGUUAAAACUCAGAAGAUGGGCAUUCCCUUCCGAGGAGAAUAAUGGAAGCGAUGAAAAACUGCUCGCUAGCACCACCUCAUCAUCUGUGGCAUCAAUAGAUGAAGACGAUUCUUCUUCAUCUGAAAAAGAGACAAGAUCUCAAACUCAUCAUAGAAUCUUUUUCAUCUCCAGCAUCCUCGCCAUAAUCAUUCUAGGAGCCGUGACUCUCACUACUCUUCUCGUAGAUAGCCACAGUGGAGUUGUACCGAAUACCCCCCCGCCGCCUUCUCAAGGCGGCUCCCAAGUGGUCGCCCACUGUGGUAUCUCAGCGCAAGAAGCUAUGGAACGCGGCUGCCUGUGGGACAUUAUGUCAUUCGGCUGGAUUCACCCUCUUUGUUUCGACAAGGAAGAAUCUGAUCGCUGGGCGGCAAAGUACGGACCAUUCGACUGGUACGUUGAUGACGGACAGGCAGUAGAUGAAAAGGAACAACCUGUCAAUGGAACCCUGACGCAGCCGUUGGGUUUGGAUGAGAUUCCCUUCGCACCAUCAGUCUGGACAACUCAAGGGUACCACAUUAUGCAUUGUUUGUAUCUAUUAAAGAUGGUUCAUGUGGCGGCAUUGAACAGUGAUCCGGUAAGCAAUGAGGCUGUGAAUCUAGGGCACACGGAUCAUUGUGUGGGAUUGAUUGGGAAUACUGAUUUGAUUGAGUACGAUGCGAUCACCACACCAGUGCGGCUACUUUUUGUACAAUGUGUUACCCUCCAAUGA